GCCUGGAGAGGAGGAAUAAAAGGAUCAUAGACUCCCAGCCCGGCCUAGAGCGGCUCUUAAGUGGCGGGGAGAGCCGGGCGGGCGGGCGGGGACCACCUUCAGAGCUGGCCGCUGGCGGUAUCAUGGCGACCCGGAACCCCCCUCCCCAAGAAUAUGAAAGUGAUGAUGAAUCUUACGAAGUGUUGGAUUUAACUGAGUAUGCAAGAAGACAUCACUGGUGGAAUCGAGUGUUUGGUCACAGUUCCGGACCUAUGGUAGAAAAAUACUCUGUAGCCACCCAGAUUGUAAUGGGUGGAGUGACUGGCUGGUGUGCAGGAUUUUUGUUCCAGAAAGUUGGAAAACUUGCAGCAACUGCUGUAGGUGGUGGCUUUCUUCUCCUUCAGAUCGCCAGUCAUAGUGGCUAUGUUCAGGUUGACUGGAAAAGAGUUGAAAAAGAUGUAAACAAAGCAAAGCGACAGAUAAAGAAACGAGCAAAUAAAGCAGCACCUGAAAUCAACAAUAUAAUUGAAGAAGCAACAGAAUUUAUCAAACAGAACAUCGUGAUAUCCAGUGGAUUUGUGGGAGGCUUUUUGUUAGGCCUUGCAUCUUAAGGACAUGAAUGUGCUAUCACAGUGAAAUCACUGUGAGAAGAGAAAUGGUGGUGACAAAGGGUCUCAACAUUGUGUGCUGCCACGUUCUGCAGGGAGAUGAGAAACACCUAGUUGGACAGUAUCAAGCUCACAACGUAGCAUUUUGCCGUUAGAAGCUUGGCAAACAAACUAUAGUAUCUGCUAUAAAACAAUCUGUAUGGUUUGUGUACAGUAGUAGUCCUGGGCAAAACAUGACUUUUGUUAUUUUUUUAAAAUAUGCAUUUGUUUAGAAAUUAGCCCAGAAAAUAUCAUCAUUGAAUAGAUAUGGGGAGAAAAAAAAAUCGCUUGGAUAUAUUCCCCGGUGAUAUAUUCUUGUUUCAUUUAAGUAAGAUUUUUUCAUUGUGCUUUAUAGUAUAUUGGCAAUAUUUAAAGAUUGUGUUAUAGCUUUAGCAUUAGGGCUGACCUUUUUUAAAGUUCCUUAAACAUUAUGAAUGCCCUUUUGUGGAAGAAUUUAGAAAUAAUAGAAUCAUUAUCAGAAUUUAAGCUGUCUUUUCUUGCAACUCUUUGCUUAUAUAAUAACUGUACUGAACAAUAUCAAAGAAGACUCAUUUGAUUUUUUUAAUGUAAAAUUAUAAAAGUAUUUAACCUGUUCCUGGGUUUGAUACCCAACACUGCUAAAGAAAAAAAAGUAUAUAAGCUAUUUUUUUUUUAUCAAUUUAUUUAUCCAUGUAGGUUGGACAAAGGUAAUUAUUUUGAAGGUUCAUAUUGUUAGGUCACUGACUCAUUUUGUUAACUGAAUGAACUUUCUUUCUUCCUAAAGUCCUAGUUAUUAUGUUGACCCCUUUUCAGAAAGAUAAUGCCAUGUGAAGUACUUAGUAUAUUGCAAUUUUUAAAAACUUGAACAAUGAUUUUCAGCAUAAUUAUGAAAUUGUAACUUAAAGAGAAUUGUCUUCUUGAUGUAAUCUGUGGAUUGCAACCCUGUAUUGGGCCACAGAACUGAAUGUGUAUGGGGGUUCAUAAAAAUCUUAAAAUUUGUUUUAAAAUAAAUUUAUGAUUUAUUAUCAGUAAA
This is a messenger RNA of Sorex araneus (European shrew), 1638 nucleotides long. It is a transcript of the gene FUNDC1, whose product is annotated as FUN14 domain containing 1. Gene Ontology annotation, cellular component: mitochondrial outer membrane. Lineage: Eukaryota; Metazoa; Chordata; Mammalia; Eulipotyphla; Soricidae. The record is from RefSeq and is a predicted model, not a curated record. Bases 123 to 590 code for a protein of 155 amino acids. Gene Ontology annotation, biological process: autophagy of mitochondrion. The transcript is spliced from 5 exons.